Tarenaya hassleriana is the source of this 907-nucleotide messenger RNA. RefSeq names its product dehydration-responsive element-binding protein 1E-like. The record is from RefSeq and is a predicted model, not a curated record. NCBI's taxonomy places the organism in Eukaryota, Viridiplantae, Streptophyta, Magnoliopsida, Brassicales, Cleomaceae. Gene Ontology annotation, molecular function: DNA binding; DNA-binding transcription factor activity. Gene Ontology annotation, biological process: regulation of DNA-templated transcription.
AAAAAAAAAACACAUCACAUCUUUUUUUUUCCCCCGUUGAAGUAAACUCGGAUUCCAGAUCGAUAUCAAGACACGUACGAAGUUUCCGGUGAAAAAUCUAUCCGUUUUCGUCUUCCAAGUUAGGUUCAGUUCACCGGAAGUUGCACCGGAGAGAUGGAAAAUGACGAUUUUGUCCUCGCCGAGAUGCGACCGAAGAAGCGAGCCGGUCGGAGAGUUUUCAAGGAGACACGUCAUCCAGUCUACAGAGGCAUCCGCCGCCGGAACGGCGACAAAUGGGUCUGCGAGGUUCGAGAGCCGAAGCACCAGCGCCGAAUCUGGCUCGGCACCUACCCCACCGCGGAGAUGGCGGCGCGUGCACACGACGUGGCGGCGCUCGCCUCGGCGGCGCCCCCCCUCCGUGGCCGCUCCGCCACCCUCAACUUCGCCGACUCCGCCUGGUGCCUCCCGGCGGCGGAAUCCGACGACCCAGAUGACAUCCGCAGGGCAGCGGCUGCUGCUGCUGAGAUUUUCCGGCCACCCGAGAUGGGGAACGGAUUAAUUACGGUUAUGCCAUCAGACGGCGGAGGGUCGGCGGAGGAAGAAGAGGAGGAGGAGGAGGACACGGCCGGAAUGAUGAGCAGGCUUGCGGCGGAGCCGUUGAUGUCGCCGCCGAGGACGAUGUACUAUGGAGAUGUUGGCUCGAGUGUGUAUAUGGAUGAUGAUGCGUGCUACGGUGACAUGUCCUUGUGGAGUUACUAAAUAUACAUACAUAUGUGUUUGCGUGUGUAUAAUAUAUAACAUACAGUAUAUAUAUAUAUAUAUGUUUGUGUAUGUGUGAGAGUGAUAAUGGAGCUCGAGAUCCCGGACUUUUAGUUUGGGUAUAUUUUGAGAGUGAUUAGAUUCUCUGUCCGAUUUGGAGAUUCCGACA